UCGAAAUCGAUUCAUUUCGUUUUCUGCGUUCAUAAAGUUUGAAAGAGAAAAGAAUGUUACCCACACAAUUCACUCUAAAUACAGGCCUUUCAGUGGCUAUGUCCCACACAUGCUCCCGAAACAGACACAUUCACAUUCAGUCUGAGUUUUAUCGAUUUUGCGAUUUGGGGAUAUGGCUCGAAAUGCUAAGCUUCGGAGGGGUUUCUGCCCGAUUGUCUAAUAUACGAAUGUUAUUCGUGUUGAUUUCAUACUGUUCCGGAGUUCCUUAGUCCUUUUGAUCUCCACUUCUCCAGGCAAAAUUCUUAUUCAAGUUUAUUUCCGUGAUUUAAUUUUCGACCGGUGUUUUCGAUGACUUUUUCCGAUGACUGGGUAAUGGGUGAUGGACGGAAGAUGUUGUCAUCUAAACCUCGUGGAAUGUACAACAGAUUCAGGAUCGCAGAAGAUUUAGCGUUAUGUGAAGAAGUUAUCAACGCGCGCCCAUUCUCCGCGCCCAAUAAGAACGCAGCAUGGACAGAAAUCGUGGACAACUUAAACGCGAUACCAUUGUUUAGCAAACCAACGGACGAAAGAGCAUGCAAGCAACGCGUAGAAGACCUUUUGAUGCAGUUUCGCACGAACGACGUUGCGAAAUUAAAACGGUCCAGAACCGAAGAACAAUAUGAACAGUUAAAGAGUUUGUUAGCCGAAAUUGCCAGUGAUAAAGAGAUCUCAGAAAACUCUCCCUCUUCCCCGUCUUCUCGUCCGUCUCUUCCUAAAUCAACGGGUAAGCGGAGCUUCCCGAUUUCCAUGGCGGAACCGGAAGUGUUUCCUCAGCGCCGGCAUGCCUAUCUCAAUCAGCAAAUACAAGAAAGCACUAAGCCGGUUGUUAAUAUUGCCCCUAAACCAGCCCCUACGGUCGUCAAAGUGGUUCGCGGGGAUCCUCCCACCGUUCACGUCCCAACCGGGACGGGAUCAAUUCCGAUAGAGACUCGAGUUGUGAAAGCAGGCGUUGUUAAUGCACCGGAUGCGGAUCAGUUAAUGACGUUGACUCAACAGAAUGCUAGACAACUGGAGCUGCGAGAACGCGAAUUAACACAAAAUAGGGAAAUUCGCGAAAAGGAGCUUGAACUUGAAAGAGAGCGACUGCAUUUUGAAGAAAGGAAGUGGCAGCAACAUUUGGACCAGUUUCAGCAGCAGUUUGAUUUAAUGCGAGAAAUGCUACAACUACAGCAAGAACAGCAACAGUUGUUUUUCUCCUUUUUUAGACAGCAAGAGUAUGGAAAGGGCGAAAAUAGUGGUGGCGAAUCAUCCUCGUAAACAAGCUGUUAGUUAUUGUACUUAUUGUUUAAACUUCCACUCGAAACUGAGAAUCUUUGACACUUUUGUUUUGAAAGCUGACAUCGAUUCCAAACAAGUUAGCACAAUAUAUUUGUAGCCUAUCUGUUGUUUCUAGCCGGAUAAUUUUGCCAGUUGUUCACUGCUUUGGCUUCCAGGCCCAUUGACACUUUCGUUUUCGCGUUUUUAGAAUAAUCUCUGUUUUAGGCCGCUGUGUAAUCGUUAACUUGGCUUAGGUGUUGGUGUUUUUACCUCGUUUUUGAAGCGUUUUACCUUAUCGGACGGUUCACAAAUAUGAUAAUGUUAUGUAAUUAAAAAUUCACAGUUUCUCAC
Molecule: messenger RNA, 1647 nt
Organism: Paramacrobiotus metropolitanus
Lineage: Eukaryota; Metazoa; Tardigrada; Eutardigrada; Parachela; Macrobiotidae
Exons: 6
Coding region: 349-1296 (315 amino acids)
Source: RefSeq, a predicted model, not a curated record